This is a messenger RNA of Cynoglossus semilaevis (tongue sole), 2579 nucleotides long. RefSeq names its product vesicle-associated membrane protein 8 (endobrevin) (gene vamp8). The transcript is spliced from 3 exons. Gene Ontology annotation, cellular component: membrane. The coding region runs from base 224 to 592 and encodes 122 amino acids. The record is from RefSeq and is a predicted model, not a curated record. Gene Ontology annotation, biological process: vesicle-mediated transport. NCBI's taxonomy places the organism in Eukaryota, Metazoa, Chordata, Actinopteri, Pleuronectiformes, Cynoglossidae.
GUAGUGACACCUGUGGAGACGGAAUUCAGUUUGAAAGAGGUGGAAAAAAACAGAAGAGACAACCAGGAAGUUCAACAGGGGAGGAAACGUAUUACUUCGAAGGACUAUCAAACUUUACAGUGAAUACAUCGAAUUGCAAAGGUUUUGAUUAAGUGCCAGUUCAACUUUAAAACAAGUGAAUCCAUCUACUGGUGGCUAGGACAACCCUAUUGUCUCCAACAAGAUGGAUUUCGAUGCGGAGAGAGGAGAGCCAGUACCAGCACCAGAGCCCCAGGACAAGGUGCAGACUCUGAGGGAUCAGGUGGAUGGAGUCAAAGACAUCAUGACACAGAACGUGGAUCGGAUCCUGGCACGAGGAGAGAGACUGGACGACCUCAUGGGGAAGUCAGAGGACCUACAAGCAGGGGCUCAACACUUCAAGCAGACGUCUCAGAAAGUCGCUCGCUCCUACUGGUGGAAGAACGUCAAGCUGGUGGUGGUCAUUAUUGUGGUGGUCCUAAUAAUCGUCCUCAUCAUCAUCCUGUUGGCCACUGGAGUCAUCCCUGUCGGUGCUCCUCUUCCUCCUAUGGUGGAGCCCACCAAGAAGCCAUAAACACAAACAACUGUACAUAUACAACAACAACAACAACAUUCCAUGCACAGUGUGAGAAAUAAUAUAUAUAUAUAUAUAUAUAAAUACAUACAUCGACUUGAGUAAAUCGGUACUGUCUGGUGAAACCUUUCCUUCUAGCUUUGUUCUGGUGAGGCACCCAUCAUGAUACUGCUUUGGUUUAGGGCACUUUAAUGACACACCAACAUCCCAGACACAACUCCAGUUGAUGCAUUUGUGCUAAAGUAUAAAUGGAAUCUUCUGUCCUAUGUGUUUCACCUGACAGUAGGAAAUAUACAAGACUGUUUAAAAACUGUUUAACUACCAGCGGUUACUUACUGUGGAAAACAGGAAGCCCCUUAAACUGUAAAGAUGAAGAUGAAGUAUUUAAUUCAAAUUAAAUACUCCCUCUUUUUAGAAUUUCAGUUUGUCACCUAAGAGUGCUUCGAACGACAGAGUAAAUUAUUUAAAGUAUAAAAUAAAGGCAGUUUGAUGAAGAUGAAUGGUGAGAUUGAGGGAUUGUGUAAAAAAUGAAAGGUCACAACUUGUUUAAAUGUCUUGUCUUUAAAAAAAGGGACAGAGGGACAUCUAAUAAAUAAAUAAAAUUGCAGAUGAUUUAUCUUUCUAACCCAAUCUAACAUCUGAAUUCACAUCGUCUCAGCUUCACAGCCAUUGCAUACUAGAUAUUAUGUGAAUGGUUUUUCACAACUUCAAGACUCAAGAUAUAAAUUUAAUUGUGUGGUUUGAAACUUUAGUUUAGAUUUCUCACUGGCCAGCAGUGGUACUGCACUACGAACUGCUGUUUCAUGCGGUUUCUAAUACUCUAAUGGGCCAGCAAUCUGUUAUAUAAACACAUAUGAGUCAAAACAAGGCACAGAUUAGAAAUAGAAGACACAAAAAUGUUACCCAUGUUCAUUUGUGGAGCUGCAUCAAGUUUAUUUUUUAUGAACUGGGACUUUGGGGGGGGCGUUAUUAAUUGUUUAUUACCACAGUUUCCUUGUUUUAGUCACAGAGAGAAGAAUAACUUAAUGUAUACAACUAUUUGUUACUUUGUUAGAAUAUGGCAUGUUUCUACUGCAUUUGUUGUAGGGUCAGCAUUGCUUAUUAGUGCAAUGGAUUAGACAGAGAAUCUUACUGUAACAAAGCAUGUUGGUGAGAUUCACAUGCCACUGACACUGCACCUUUGCAUUGACUUUACACACAGUAACACCAAAGUGUCCCCUUCCAAUCAGCUAUAUAUAGAUACUGCCAAUUAAUCCCUCUUUAUUUAUUUAUCCUUCUUCAGAGUUGGGUUAAGACCUAGAAAGUGAAGCUACUUCAUUUUUAAGGUGUGUUUAAUGAUUCAGCAGUAAUAAUCAUCCAGAGCGGAUUUGUAAAUGUGUGCAGUUUUACUUAGCCUUUUUUUUUCUUUUACUAGUCAUGUUAAUUUCUUGUCCUCCCACUAUGUUUUAGCUUGAGAAUUGUUGCAGCUUCAGUUUUAGGUCUUUGGUCAGGCAGCUGUGAAAGAGAUGUGUUUUACCUGUGUCAACCGAACAGCAGCUUUCAUCCAAACGUGUCUUUAAUCACACAUCUGUAAUAGCACAUGACGUGCUGUUACAGAUUUAUUUUAUCAUCAGAAAUGUCUAAUUGAUGCUGGAUAUUAUCCAUACAAUGCUCUCUGUAUAUUAACUGUAUUUUCUUAAGAGUGUUUAUUAAGAAUCCACAUGUUACUAAACUUAAGUUUUUCUAAUAACGGGGUCAAUGAAAUUUCUAUGUGAUCUUACUUCAAAAGGGCAAACAUUCCUCUUCUUUUAUUGAUUAUAAUGUAGCACAGCCGUCUUUAUAUGUAAAUGAGGGUCUUCGUUCUCUGGUUCUUCCUGCCCUUAUGACUUCAUGCUGUUCUGUGAGGUCAAAGUCCUUAUUGUGAUUUUGCUGCUGUAUGGUUUCUUCGUUUAAUAGAAUUGUUUCAUUCAUUCUAUGGUUUCACUAAAAUAAACAAUUUACUUACACA